Molecule: messenger RNA, 522 nt
Organism: [Candida] anglica
Lineage: Eukaryota; Fungi; Ascomycota; Pichiomycetes; Serinales; Debaryomycetaceae
Source: the annotation of a GenBank genome assembly
AUGAGAAGAAGGAAUAUAGAUCGUAUUGAAUCAGAUGUACCAAUAGAUUUUGAAGAACAACAAUAUUUUAUCGAACUGCUCCAAAACAAUGAAUUAGCAAACUUCAAAUUAUAUAGACGUAUAUUAAAAAUUAUAUUUUUACUUCAAACGCCAUUCACAGUAUAUUGGAAGCUGCUUAGAAAAGCAUAUCCAGGAUCAUGUUUGGUUAGUUUACUCUCUAUUUCCUUAACAGUAAUUUAUUUACAUUUUGAAUUGCUGGAAUUAAUAAAGUCUGCGCCGCGUGGUACCACACAACUGAUUGCAAAUGUAUUACUCAAUCCAAUAAUUUACCACAUUAUAAAUGGAAUAUUAUGUUUGAAAUUAAUAAGUACUAUUUACUAUGGAGAAUUGAUCUGGAGAAUAUUUUUCAUAUUGCCCAUAGCUGAUUUAAUCAUUUGUUUAGUAUUAAGCUAUUGGCAUCAAACAAGUAUCGAGAACAUUAAAGAGUUGAAGAAUUUGACAUACAAGUAUAAGGCUAGUUGA